Molecule: messenger RNA, 891 nt
Organism: Polyodon spathula (Mississippi paddlefish)
Lineage: Eukaryota; Metazoa; Chordata; Actinopteri; Acipenseriformes; Polyodontidae
Product: mediator of RNA polymerase II transcription subunit 15-like
Exons: 8
Biological process (GO): regulation of DNA-templated transcription
Molecular function (GO): transcription coregulator activity
Source: RefSeq, a predicted model, not a curated record
UGAAGAGGCUAUGGGUAAAGCAGGGACCGCUCACAAUACGUCCAGCAGUGACAUGGAAAACCACAUCUUUAUGAAAGCUAAAUCAAAGGAGGAAUAUCUGUCCUUGGUGGCAAGACUAAUUAUUCAUUUCAGAGAAAUUCAUCAGUUCCAGAUGCAGCAGCUAGCACAACAGUAUCAGCAGCAGUUUCAGCAGCAGCAAGCAGCCUUGCAACAGCAGCAGUUUCAGCAGCAGCAAGCAGCCUUGCAACAACAGCAGUUUCAGCAGCAGCAAGCAGCCUUGCAACAGCAGUUUCAAGCGCAGCAAGCGUCUGCAAUGCAACAGCAACAGUUUCAAGCACAGCUGCAGCAGAUGCCGUUGAACAACGCAGUGAUGGAUCCUGGAGCGGACAGCGACUGGAGGAGUCUCGCUUUCCGACAGAAAGCGGUAGACCAGAUUGAAGAGGCUCUGCGUAAAGCAGGGACCGCCCACAUUACGUCCAGCAGUGACAUGGAAAACCACAUCUUCAUGAAAGCUAAAUCAAAGGAUGAAUAUCUGUCCUUGGUGGCAAGACUAAUUAUUUACUUCAGAGACAUUCAUGAGGCCCAAGGCCAAGGUGAUCAGCUCCAGAUGCAACAGUUGGCUCAGCAACAGCAUCAGCAGCAGUUUCAGCAGCAGCAGGCAGCCUUGCAACAGCAGCAGUUUCAGCAGCAGCAGUUUCAAGCGCAGCAACAGUCUGCCAUGCAACAGCAACAGUUACAAGCGCAGCAGCAGCAAAUCCAGCAGCAACACAUACUCAAGCUGCAGCAGAUGCAGUUUAAGUAAGUCACUUAAACUCCAUGUGCUCAGUCCUUCGGAUGAGAUGUAAAACCGAGGUCCUAUUGUAAGUGAUUCUGCAGCAGCAGUUGUGAUGC